CAAAAGCCGUCAUAUAAGGUUGACAAUACUCUUUUUAAUUUACUGAAUACGCGUUGAACUUUCAGCCAAAGGAACCACUCUUUCUUUCUUAUUAAGUUUAUGAUCCGUUUCAUCGUUAUCCUUAAUCCCAUUUUAAAGCUCCAAAACUAUAUAUUUUUCUUUCCCCCCCCCUUUCUAUUUUUAAUAGAUUCUAUGAUUUAUAAUAUUCCAGUGUUAUGAUCAUCAUCACUCCAGACCUUUUAAUUUCUUCUUGUUGGAAAAACGCUUCCUUUUUGGAAGUUGACGAUUAUUGGUAUAGUGUUAGUGGUGGGUUCUGAAUUCCGUAUUUGAUUGAAGUCGCUGACUUUAGAAUUGGGUCAGUUUGAAUUUUUCAAAGAGAAACAGAAGCGUGAAUUUUUAUUUACUUAUUUAUUAUUAUUAAUUUAUUCAAAUAGCCUAUAAGGAUAAACUCCAACCUUUGUUUUUGGAGGAAGAAAAAAAAUAUGAUGCACGAGUAUAUUAGUUGGGGGCUUGCAUGAAUUCAUAUGAAGGAGUUGUUGAUAUUUUAGCUAGAGGAUGGUGAUGCUGCUUGUUCAAGGAUAAUAAUAGUGUAUAGUUGAAUAUUAGCUUGUGGCUGCAACAUGGGUUGCAUAACUUCCAAGAGUUCAGCUGUAGAAGACAGCAGGGAAGGUUUGACAAAGGAAUUGACAUCAUCUAGCAAAAGGACCUCAGAGAUGAAUGUUUCACGAUUGAAUUCUAAGAAAAGGGUCGAUGGAGUUUGGGGGAAAGAUAAGUUCUUGGAUGGUGUUGAUAUGAAAGUUUCAUUAAUUGACAAGAAAGGAAAUGGCUCAGUGCGGUUGUAUGAUGAUCAAAAUGGGAAGAAGAAAAUGGAGAAACCCGAAUUGAGUGUUCUUGAUUAUCCUGGUCUUGGAAGGGUUCCAAAGGCUUCAGAAGGAGAACAAGUUGCAGCAGGAUGGCCAACUUGGCUUUCUUCUGUUGCUGGUGAAGCUAUCCAGGGGUGGAUACCACGGAGUGCUAAUACUUUUGAGAGGUUUUAUAAAAUUGGCCAAGGAACUUACAGUACUGUUUAUAAGGCACGAGAUGUGGCUCACCAAAAGAUCGUUGCCUUGAAGAGGGUUCGCUUUGAUAAUCUUGACCCUGAGAGUGUCAAGUUUAUGGCAAGGGAAAUCCUUGUUCUGCGUAGGCUUGACCAUCCAAAUGUAAUAAAGCUGGAAGGCUUGAUAACAUCACAGACAUCUCGUAGCUUGUACCUUGUUCUUGAAUAUAUGGAACAUGACCUUACAGGACUUGCAUCAGGUCCUGGCAUUAAGUUUUCUGAACCACAGGUUAAAUGCUACAUGCAGCAGCUUCUUAGUGGAUUGGAUCAUUGUCAUAGUCGUGGUGUCCUCCACCGUGACAUAAAGGGCUCAAAUCUUCUCAUUGACAAUAAUGGCAUCUUAAAGAUUGCAGAUUUUGGCUUGGCAAAUUUUUUUGACCCCCAUCAUGGUGUUCCAUUGACCAGCCGUGUAGUAACUCUGUGGUAUAGACCACCAGAACUUUUACUUGGAGCAUCUGAUUAUGGAGCUGCAGUGGAUUUGUGGAGCGCUGGUUGCAUACUGGGGGAACUAUAUUGUGGCAGGCCCAUAUUGCCUGGAAAAACAGAGGUUGAGCAAUUGCAUAAGAUUUUUAAACUUUGUGGCUCACCAUCUGAGGACUAUUGGCGUAAACUGCGGUUGCAACAUUCAACCAUAUUCAGGCCUCCACACCAAUAUAGGCGUUGUGUUGCAGAAACAUUUAAAGAAUAUCCAUCUACUGCCAUGAGGCUUAUAGAGACCCUACUUUCCGUAGAUCCUGCACUUCGAGGAACAACAGCUACAGCUCUGAAGAGUGAGUUCUUUUCAUCGGAACCUCUUGCUUGUGAUCCAUCAAGUUUACCAAAAUAUCCUCCCAGCAAAGAGAUUGACACUAAAUUGCGGGAAGAAGCAACAAGAAGGCAAGGACCUGUUGGGGGAAAGGAGCAAAAAGUUGGACCAGGAGUUAGACAAGAGAAAGAACCUGGGGCAUUUGUCUUAUCCAAAGACAAUGCUGACUCCCGCACAUCAAUUCAGCAGCAAGGGCAACGACUUUCAAACUCAAAGAGCCGGAUUAAAUUUUUCAAUCCUCACAGAGAACCUGCGUCUGGAUUUUUUGAUUUUCGACACAAACAGUCAGAAGAUAUUAAAGAAAUGGAAAAUUAUUUCUCUGGGCCUCUUAUAAAGGGGCCUUCACAUUCAGGUCCCUUGGUUCCAGGUUCUGGCUGGGAAAAGGUUGGAAAGGAAGCUGGUCAGUGGCUUCCUGUUUCAAACAAAGUCAACCUAUCAAAACUAUCUGGUUUAAUGGCAUCUAGGACUUUGCCCUUUGGAGAUCAAGAAGAAAACCAAGUUCCGCUGAGGCCCCGAGAAACAAUUCAAGUACAAAAGUCUUUGGAGUCAACUAAUGGAACAGAGUCAAGAAGAAGGCAUGAUGAAAAACGCCAGUCUCAGAGAAUUGAUCUCAGUCAAAUAGAAAAUGGAAAGGUCUCUGCUGAAACAUUGAUUCAGGAUGGACAUGGGUCCAAGGAAAACAAGAUCUAUCUCUCUGGUCCAUUACUGGUUUCAGCAAACAAUAUGGAUCAGAUGCUCAAAGAGCAUGAUCGAAAGAUCCAGGAAUAUUCAAGACGAGCACGGAUUGACAAGUCUAAAGGUGAAAAGGUUUGUGUGCAUCAAAAUUAGGAUUAUUAGUCAAUUACAUACUUCUUACUUCUUAUGCAGCUAAAAACAUUAUUUUAUGACAACAUUAUUUAUCUCUCGACAUUAUAGAGAGAGAGGGAGAGUGUGUGUUCAUGCACUCUCCUUUUGUAAUUAUAUAUAUACAAUGUAAA
Messenger RNA from Gastrolobium bilobum, 2878 nucleotides. Its product is annotated as probable serine/threonine-protein kinase At1g54610. Gene Ontology annotation, biological process: positive regulation of transcription elongation by RNA polymerase II; protein phosphorylation. Gene Ontology annotation, molecular function: RNA polymerase II CTD heptapeptide repeat kinase activity; cyclin-dependent protein serine/threonine kinase activity; ATP binding. The record is from RefSeq and is a predicted model, not a curated record. Gene Ontology annotation, cellular component: nucleus; cyclin-dependent protein kinase holoenzyme complex. Bases 621 to 2729 code for a protein of 702 amino acids. The transcript has 8 exons. Lineage: Eukaryota; Viridiplantae; Streptophyta; Magnoliopsida; Fabales; Fabaceae.